GGACAAGAUUAUCCCCCUGAAGGACGCCAACUCCGCCUCAGACCAGGAACUCCCGAGAUCGUGGGACACCCUGGCUGACUACGACGAGGAGUACGACGAUGAUGAGGACUACGACGACGAGGAGGACGACGAGUACGUGCUGGAGGACGAGGACGACGACGAGGAAGAGGACGAGGAUGUGGUGCCAGGGAGCGAGGCUGAGAACCAGCAGCAGCAGCAGCAACAGAGGGCGUCUGGCGGAGAAAUGGGAGACCAGAGGCUGAACCGCCGGCCAUUCGCCGAAAAGCAGUGUCCUUCUUGUCCUGUGGUGAGGCCAGUGUUCCUCUGUGGCUCCGACAACAGAACUUACUCCUCUCUAUGCCGCCUGCACUAUCACAAUUGCAUACAUGAAGCCAACGUCCAUGUUGCAUGCAAAGGAUUCUGUCCGUGUAAAGACCCCAACUCCCACUCCGCCAAGAAAGAGAGACAGAGAGAGAGACUGGACGCUUAUAUUAACAAACUCAGAGCCACCAAGGAUGAACCAGGCACCUCAUCUCCUUCUCCAGAUUCAACGCAGUCGUCAUCCUCGCCAUCAUCGUCUUCCUCCUCUUCCUCCUCCUCCUCCUCUUCUUCCUCCUCUUCCUCGUCUUCUUCCUCCUCUUCCUCUAACACCUCCAACAGCGACAGCAGCAGCAGGGGCGGCAGCGGGCGGGGCGGCGACGGCGGCAGGAAGCACCCGCCUCGCGACAUGGCGGACAAGUACACCAACCGCGUGCGGAGCCGCUUCAACAAGGCCAAGGGCUACAAGAAGAGCGGCGGCUACAAGGGCGAGCGCGGCGGCGGCAGGAACGGCGCCGACGACGGCAGCAACUACAGCAAGUACGGCAAGGACUCCUACAGAAAGAUGGACAAGUACAAUGCCCACCGGCAGUGGUCCCGCCGCACCAACGACCCGACCCGCCUCGCCUCCAACACCGUCUGGGGACCCAAUGAAUGCACCCAGGACGCCCUCGAAGCCAUGGGGAACCGGAUGCUGGACUGGUUCUCCGUCAUCAUGGCCGACUCGCGCAGACGAACCAACUCCGUCACGAAAGCUCCCUCCUGGUGCAAGCCCGAGGUCUCGUGGAUGCUGGGCCACCUGGACGGGGACAGCGACGGCCGCCUCAGCGUGAAGGAACUGUACCAGCUGGAGCACGACGACCACGAGCGGUGCAUCAAGCCCUUCAUCGACCGAUGCGAUCUGGACAGGGACAUCUUCCUGUCUGCCCGCGAGUGGUGCAAAUGCUUCGACAAGUCCGAGCGCCCCUGUGCAGCCCUGCGGAAGGCCAGCAAGGGCCUGCUGGGCGGCUACAUCCCCGAGUGCGACAGCGAGGGCUACUACCAGCCCACGCAGUGCCACGCCGGCGCUGGCGUGUGCUGGUGCGUGGACAGGCACGGCGUCGAGCUCCCCAGCACCCGCACGCACAGCACCCCCAACUGUGACGCGAUAGUGAACAGCCAAGAGGUGAGCAGCAACCGCGUAGACGACGACGCAGAAGACGGCGACGACGACAUGGACGCCGUGGAGGGCAGCGCCGACAUGCCCCUGGACAUCUAAGCGGGAAAAAAAAGAGGGGUCGCCUCUCCUUCCCUCUUCUCCUCUUCCUCUCUCUCUUCCUCUCGCUCUCCUGCGACCGCCGCCCCACAAAGCCUCCAGGCGCGCUCGCGACGUCCCCGCACUUCUUCCCUUCUGAGAACCACCGGAUUUCGAAGGCUUUUGUCUCCUUUUGGGGGAGGGAGAAGGGUCUCUCACUCCGCCCCUCUCUCUGCGUAUCUCUUGAAAUCGUUUGAUAUUCACUCCUUGGACGUCUUUAAAGGUCCUCAGAGAUUGCGAGGUGUUCUGUUUGCUUAAUUUUACCCCGUUGCUUGACGGACGUUUCGACAACCAAAAGUGAAAUGAGUGGAAAUAAAGUGUAACGUUACGUACGAUAUGUUCAGAUAUUAAGAUCGUCCAUUUUCACAUCCCUUUCUGUCCCUUUCGGAGCUUUGGGACUUCGGUGAUCUUGAAAUGCCUUUUUUUCUUUGCCUUCUCAGGGUGGUGCACAAGGCAUAAGGUGUAAAGGGAGCGGAUAGAGGGACCAGGGGCUAAGGGAGGGGAGAGGGGGGAGAGGAAAGGGAUGGGAGGAGGAGGAGGAGGUGAUGACCUCUGAUAGCUUGUCUGGUGCUCGCAGUGGCCUCGGCGUGGGUCAAGGCAGGUCAAAAGGCGGCACUUGAGGACUCGUAUCUCUGUCCCACAUAAACAUUUGAGUGAUAUUUUUCACCAGCUAUGAGUGCCGUUUCCUCUUUAUUCGGAGAACAGCUCGGAAAAGAAUAAAACGAGGGAUUAAAACAUUAUUGAUCAUAACACAUUCUAUUUAGGCUUGGAGUAGCUGGGUAAUAUAACAUUUUAAUCUCAUACUGUGGAAAUACAUAUUGUAUGAGGUGGACUUAGAUUACAUGCACAGUUUGCAUAAAUAUAUAUAUACAUACAUGCAUACCUA
This is a messenger RNA of Penaeus vannamei (Pacific white shrimp), 2498 nucleotides long. Lineage: Eukaryota; Metazoa; Arthropoda; Malacostraca; Decapoda; Penaeidae. The record is from RefSeq and is a predicted model, not a curated record.